Messenger RNA from Drosophila mauritiana, 2907 nucleotides. It is a transcript of the gene Ypel, whose product is annotated as protein yippee-like CG15309. NCBI's taxonomy places the organism in Eukaryota, Metazoa, Arthropoda, Insecta, Diptera, Drosophilidae. The transcript is spliced from 3 exons. The record is from RefSeq and is a predicted model, not a curated record. The coding region runs from base 625 to 969 and encodes 114 amino acids.
AACAAAUUCCAAUUGGAAAUAGAAACGAAACAAUGCAGAUUGCUGCAUUAUUAUACAAGUGAAGAAGAAGAGAGUGCCAUUUUCGGCUGCUAUUUGUGCACGUCCCUGUGCCUGUGUGUGAGUGAGUGUGCGUCGCGUGUGUGCUCUGCGCUGAGGUGUUUGUUGGCGAACGACAGCGAAAGGCGACAAGCAAACAAACAAACAAGCAACACACAGGACUAUUCUUUGGCUGGAAAUCUGAUAUAGCCGGGCAUCGGAAUCGGGAUUGGAUUCAGAAUCGGAAUCGGAAUUGAAAUCAGAUAUAUUCGAAUCAAAAAUCGCACGCGGCACGUGACUUGAAACGCAGAAAUCAUUGUUCAAUGACAGCAGCCGCGGCAGGUUUUACCGCUGCUGCUACUGCGUCUGCUGCUGGCCACGCCCCUUCCGCAUCCGCCCCCAAAGCCGAGCCCAUUGCAGCGGAUAAAGCCAAAGUGCACAGUUAACAAAGCAACCGAAACUGGAAGAUUUAGUUGUGGUCCUGGUCAAGAACGAGGACCACUUUUAGGACAGACAAUCGCAGGAGAUUUGCAGUCUAUAACGUUCGCAUAUAGAGGCCCAAAGAGACAAAGGAUAUCAUACGUCACGAUGGUGAAGACGUUUCAGGCCUAUCUACCGUCCACGAAUCGGACAUACUCAUGUGUUCACUGCCGCGCCCACCUCGCCUCCCACGACGAGCUCAUAUCGAAGUCGUUUCAGGGUAGCCAGGGACCGGCCUAUCUGUUCAACUCGGUGGUGAACGUGGCCUGUGGCCAGACGGAGGAGCGGGUGCUCCUGACCGGCCUCCAUGCGGUGGCGGACAUCUACUGCGAGUGCUGCAAGACGCCGCUGGGCUGGAAAUAUGAGCACGCCUACGAGUCCAGCCAAAAGUACAAGGAGGGCAAGUUCAUCAUUGAGCUGGCGCACAUGAUCAAGGAGAACGGCUGGGACUGAAGGGCUGUCCGUGUGAUGGGCUGAUUAAUCAGGAGCACACCCGUAACAGGAUCAGGAAAACAGGAACAGCAGCAACAGCGGCGGCGGCGGCGGCAGCGGCGGGAAAAGCAGCGAGUUCACCACACAAAAAACGAAACACACACGCGGCAAAUUGCAGACAAAGAGUGUUUAAAAAAUGGCUAAAGUCUGGAAAAAUGCGAAGGGAGAACACACAGAGAAUAAAGUGGAGGACAGCGGAAAAGCGAGAUCGAUUUUUAGGGUACCACACAAUAUAUAUAUGCUAUUAUAUAGUGCAUAACUCGUCGUAUCUAUAUAGAGCAAAACAAGCAAAUCAAUUAAACACACAGAUAUACCGCACAUUCGAUCGAAAUACACUCAUUACAUAAAAAGCUUGAUUUCGGUUUGGGAAGGAUCUCUGCGCUGGCCGCCAUCUAGGAUUUCCGCACUUUCAUUUCGAUUACCAUUGCCCACUAAUACCACUUUGUUUUCCCUUUACCAUUUUGCGUUGCAAGUUUAUUCAAUUGUGUGUACUUUCUGUGCAAAAUUAAUUCGAUGCCUUAAUUCGAUGAUUUCAAAUGUAAAGCUGGCGAAAGCCACACGCAAAACAGAACUUGCACUGCCAAUUAAUAAGAAAAAUGUUAAGCAUCCAAAAAUAAAAAAAUACAGCAACAGCAGGAGCCAUUUGAAACACAUGCGAAAUCAAAAAUGCGGAAAACAAAUUGAUGACACUCACCGAUAUACACAAACAUACACACUCAAACAUUUAUUAACGUAGUAGAUAUAUUUAAUAAAAUUAUUAAAAUUAAUUAUUUAAUGCCAAUUUGCUUGAAACAAACAAAAACACACACGAAAAAGCGAUAUAAACUUAAACUACAAAAUUGUCAAUGUGCAAAUGUAAAGAACAAGCGAAAAAUAAAGGCGGCAAGGUGCGCGUCCCCACCGCCAGGUGGCGUUCUGGUGAUAUCCUCCGAAUGCCAUUUGACACUCGAGAAUGAUGCACCGGUGUGCGGUGGAAAAAGGGGGUGGGAAAUGAAAGAAAUUAUAUGAAAUACAAGCAUAUGUCAUGCCUAACUUUAAUAUAUGAAUAUAAAUAUACACUAUAUAUCUAUCUAUAUAUGUAUAUUUAUCAAAGAGAGAAAUGCGUAUUUAUGUCGCAAAAUAUCGUACAUUAAUCAAAUCGAAGGAAAGCUGGAGCUAAGCAAGAAAAUAAAUAUAUGUAUAACGGCGGAAAAUGAAAAGAGCAUAUUUUUAAAGCAGAACGGAUUAUGAAAUAUGAAUAUGCAAAAAAUAACUGCCAAGAACUAUUUAAGUUAAAUGAUGUUCUCUAAGUAGUUAUAUUAAUGUAUCUGAGGAAUAUAUUUUGUGGUAGAAUUAAAACUAACUAGAAUAAAACGAGAAACAAGAAAACAGAAUACAGCAACAGAAUUCAAUAAAAAAAACAAAUUCAGAAAUCAAAUCCCUUUCGAAAACGAGUAACAUUGAAAUCGCUGAACCUUAUUUGUGUCCUUAAUUUCAUCUUCUUAAGCAAUUGGCCGUACUUAAGCUCGAUCUAUAUAUAUAUAUACAUAUAUAUAUAUAUAUAUCAUUCCAACAUAUAACCUAGUUUUGUCAAAGCUUUGAGCUUUGUUCGACCAUUUAGGCAUUGACUACUGUACUCCAUGCAUGUGAUGCACCAUGAACGAAACACAAAUUUUGAAAACGGAAUUCAUAGAAAAACGAAAAACCAACUGAUGUUAGUAUUUACAUACAUACAUGUCACUAUACAUACUUGCAUACAUACAUACAUAAAACGAGACCACCUUUACAUUAAAAUACAAAAACCUACAAACAUCAAAACACAUCCAAAUACAGUCAGCGACAUGAAACGCAUGCAGCCGAUUAAGAUGUAUUAAAAUCUCAAUUCAAGAUUGCAAUAAAGCGCAUUUUUAGCUCAACAAA